Molecule: messenger RNA, 1604 nt
Organism: Diachasmimorpha longicaudata
Lineage: Eukaryota; Metazoa; Arthropoda; Insecta; Hymenoptera; Braconidae
Product: arginine/serine-rich coiled-coil protein 2-like
Exons: 5
Coding region: 250-1365 (371 amino acids)
Source: RefSeq, a predicted model, not a curated record
UAGGCACAAUUAUUUUGAAUAAACAUUUUGCAAUGCCUUGACGUAAGAACGUCAUAAAUCUGGCAUGAACAGUAACAUCUCUACAAAAUUAACUAUGCAAAAAUCGAAAACUCAUCGUUUGCUUUGUCAUAAACCCUCGUAGAGUGUUCGAAUAAGUUAAAGUAGUCUGAGAACAGGGGUCCAUGCAUGUGAUAAUAAGUUGUUUAUUAAGUGAUAGUUCUUUUCUCAAACAUUUUGGGAAAAAAUAAGAUGGCAGAAGUGACACUCCAGACAAGAACUGAAAGCAUAGAGAAAAGAGCCAGCGACGUUAAUUAUGACCCAGUUCAAAUGGACAUGAGUGAGGACAGUAACAAUAACAAUUCUACGGAGAACUCGGAGAGUGAGAGAGGAAGAAGCCCACAGGAUUUUCAUGUGUCUAGAAGAAAUGCCACGGAGAGAAACUCAUCGGAGCAUAGACGAAUACCUGACCACCACUCCUGCAGAGAUGAAUCAAAGCGUGAAAAAUCUGAUCGUGUUCGUCAUGAAGAACGUCCGCGACGUGAAUCAGACGAAAGAAGACGUGAGAUAGACUCAAGGGACUACAGAGAGCGGAAAUCUCGUGAUGAUGAUCGACGACCACGCGAGGACGAUCGCAAGAGUUGGAAAAAUACUUCAAAAGAUGAAUCGCGACGAGACGAACGUGAUAGAAGUGACAAAGAUCAUCACAGAGACGACAGACGAAACAGAAAAAGAGACAGAGACCGACGACGCUCGAGGAGUGAUCGAAAAGAUCGACACAGAGAUGAUAGACCGUCGCAUCAUAAGGAAAAAGACAGAGAGAGGAUGCGAUCACGAUCUAAGUCAAAGGAUAGACCCGUCAUUCCAUUCAGACCCAUGUCUUACAGAGAAGAAAAAGGAAGGAAUAAACUCGCACAACUGGAGAAAUUAGGGAUCGAGCUGAAAACUCCGGAGGGUAAUCCAGUUACACCCAGCAUGGAACAAAGUUUCUAUAAUCCACUGGCUACUGCCACUCAAGGAAAGUACGCGGAACAAAUACAGAAACGAAAACUCCUUUGGGCAAAUAAGUCAAAACCAGAUGAAGGACAAAAAACGACAACUAUUACUGGCUCAAAUACCUGGGUGGGCACAACCUUUACUCACGAUCAGGAUGGCAAGAUGACGGCCAAGUUUAAAAGACUCAUGGGGAUAAAAGGUGAUGCCUCUUCAGCGCCUCAGACUACAGAUACCAAACCCGAUAUUCUCAAAAAGCAAGAGGAAAUGUUCAGUAACAUGGAACAGCAGUACGAAGUGGCCAGAGCGACUACUCAUACCCAAAGAGGUGUGGGUCUGGGAUAUGCAAGUGGGGGUUAUCAAUUCCCUCGAUAGAUAUCGAUAAUUAUUUGAUUGAUUGAAUUUAUAGUAAUUAGUGAAAUGUGCGAGAAAAUCUAUUGAACAUGUUUCAGAGAAAGUGUUCAAAUAAGUUGACUAAAACUGGCAUUGAGGAACAUUGUAAAUUCAACCGUGAAUAAGAGCAGAUAAAUUCAAUUCUCAAUGUUUUAAUUUGAAUGUAUAUUUCCUAUUUAUGAUGGUAUCAAAAAUAUUAAUAUAUCAUCUCAUUAAUAACA